AGAAAUUCUGGUGGGCAUGGUGAUGACACUGGUAUUUGGGGAUUAUAAACAUGGGAGAGAAAAGAGAGAGAGAGAGACACACACACACACACACACACAGACCGCAAGGCCCAUCACCACCAAACCCACUACUCCGUUUCCACCAUUUCCGUUUUUUCUCCUUCUUCCUCUUCUUUCUUUCAAAGUUUCAAGUUUCAACCAAAAAACAAAAAACAGAGAACCAAAAAUAAUAAUAAUAAGCCCCUUCCUUCGAUCAUUUUUUUUUCUGGGUUUUUAAUUUUGUGGGUUUGCAGAAAAUUAUUAUAUGAUCUGAAGGUAGCAAUUGCAUGGAAGAUUAUUGAGAUGAAUUUUUUAAUUAGAGAGUUUAUUGGUGCGUCCAAUAGCAAGCGGAGUGUGAUUAUAUUUGUUUUCGUCAAGUUUUUUUAAUUUUUUUUUUUUUAUAUAUAUAAUCUUUAUUAUAUGACCCUGUUGCUAUUGGAUGAUUUUCAUGAUCAAGCUUUGAUUUUGGAGGACUUAAUUUCAUUCUGCUUUGAUUGUGGAGGACUUAAUUUCAUUCUGCUUUGAUUGUGUUGAUUGCUUGAGGAAUUGUGUUUCUGUGAAUUUUCGAAGUUUGAAUGCUUUUCACUAUAACUUCCUCUCUUUUUUAUUUUAUUUUUAUUUUUUGUGUUUAACAUCGUUGGAACUAAUAAAAUGACUUAAGCUUCUUGGGAAGAUGUUGGGAUAAAUUUAUGCCAUAUAAGCAACCCCUUUUGAGUUUUCUCCAUUAUCCCUGUUUGUUGAUCGUUUCGAGGAAAGCAGAUUACUCGAUUUUCAUUUGGGUUGAGAAUUUUGGUCCAGAUCAAUGGUCAAGUGGAGAAUUUUCUGCUUUUGAGCUGGAUUGGUUUACAUUCCUCCUAUCGGGGGGGGGGGGGGGGGGGGGGGGGCAACUUUUCUUUUAGAUUUCCAUGAAUGUAUAGCUGCAUUUGAGAAAUUUUCCUUUUAUUAAUGUUCUUCCUUUCUUUGGUGUCAUUGAAUAUGUUGCUUUAUUGCCAAAUGCAAGUUAUAACAUGACUAGCUUAGUUUCUUGUAUAACUAUGUUGAUCAAUCUGAGCACUGUGGUUCUCUGUGCAUUUGAUGAAAUGGGAGGUGGGGGAGUCCAAAUGGGUCAAAUAUUGGGCUUCAUUAGUCUAAGAGAAUGAUGUAAUUAACAGAAGAUUUCUUUUUUGUGGUUCCACCUAUUCAGAUGAACUGAUUCAAUUUAGUUUUGGUUUGCCAGGUGUAGUCAUUGAUUAUUUUGGCAAUCAUGAAUUAUAUGUCUUCCAUGUCCUGCUGGCAUAGAGGUCACAACAUCUGUGUUACCUGCGGUUUUUGGAUGCCUAAAAUGUUCUUCAAUAUCCCUUUGCAUCUUGAUGUGGGAGAUGUAGCUGAAAUGUUUGAAUUAUGGAUGCCUUUUGUGGACACAUAGUAUUAGAUUUUGAAGAUCACUUAUUUUUCUCCAUUGGUAAAGGAAAUUAAGCAUCAUUGAGUUUCUUCUUGUUAGCGUUUACAUCAAUAGCUUUUGAAGCCAAAAUUUAGUUGGUGUGUCAUUUGAAAUAACUGAUGUUCUCUGGAAUGACAAACUGAGGGGAGAGAGUGGGAAUUUCAUAAGCAGCAAAAUCAAACACAACGUACCCCAACUCUCCUCCCCAUCAACAGAAAAAGGAGUAAAAAGAAAAUAUUUGGGCUUUUUUUUUUUUUUUUUUUUUCUUUUUUUUUAAUUUCGAAAUUUAGGCAUACAUUUAUUUCUGCAAACUUUUAGUGAUGGGCCUGCCUCAAGUUUCCUCAAGUGGAACUUCUGAUGAAGCUGCAGCAUCUGCAUUGGGCACCUUUUUUCAAAGCCCACCUCGAUUCACAGAUGUGAGCAGAUGUGACUUGGAUGGCAUACAUGGUGAAAGUGGUAGCAGACUGGGGAGGAAUCCAAAAUGCUCUUCUUUGGGAGAUUUCCAAAGAAAAACCUUACUAGAUGUUUCAAAUUGCGUUGAUGACCCUUCUGAGUUUGGAGGGACCACAGAAGUUUCUACUAAUGUUCAUGGUUUGAGAAUUGAUUCUGUUGAAAACCCUAGUCAAUGCACUCCCAGAAGUGAAUGGAAUGUCCAUACCCCUGUUUCUAGGAUUGUGGGUUUUGAAUCAAGCAAAACUUGUUCUUUUAGUGAUGGUCACAAUGGUUCUUUGGCUGGUCAUGUUCAUUCUUCAACUGCAGUUACCGUCUCAGCUAAUGAAAUGAUGCCCAGUGGAUCACUAGUCAGGAAGCGGUUGUUAUCGCCAUUGAGUAGUAUGCUUUUUUCAGACCAAUUUGAAGGUCAACCUCUGGACCUUGGUUGCAGAAGUGUCCAAACAAAUUCUUCUGCUGCAAACGAUAAGUUUAGCACCUGUAUAGCACAAGAUCAUAAGAAAGCCAAUGUUGGAAGCAAAGACCACGUUGCCAUGCCAACCUGGUCUUUAUCUUCUUGCUUGGAACAGAAGGACAUGCGUGAUGAUAAUGGUAGUUUGGAAUCUAUUUUUUUCACUGAUGGCCCUUUGCUGGACAACAAGGAACCACUAUCUCAUAAUAGUUGUUUAUCUUUACUUGCAUUUGAUGAGUUCAAGGGAGCAAAAUAUAUGAGACCCCAAAGUGGGGCAAUAUCCAUCUCUCCAAGAAAGGUGCUUUCACCUCCGCUUUCUUUAUCACCUCUCGGUCCGAAGUUUUCUGAAAGAUUGAAGACUACAGAAGGAAUCAGAAAUAUUAAGAAAGAGCUGGAGAAUUGUAAUUCAAAAUUAAAUAAUGUAGAAGAAACAGUUGAUAUGUCAGAACCAGGUGUUAUCUUUACCCCUGAAGAAGAGGAAUUUAGAAUUGCGAGCAAAUCAUUUGAAGAAGUAGAUGUUUUUUACAAAGAGUUCCAUCCAUCUUCCCCAGAGAAUGGUAAUGGCAUAAAUUGGCCUUUCUCUCAAGGAUCAGCCCCUACCUCCCAAUGCAUGAGAUUUUUAAGAAGUUUGAGUGGACUCCCCAUUAGAAGAUCUUUGGUUGGUUCAUUUGAGGAAUCAUUAUUAUCCGGUCGGUUCUUAUCUGGAAAACUCAAUCAGAGAAUUGAUGGUUUUCUAGCUGUACUAAGCAUUACUGGAGGCAACUUUUCACCACAAUCUCAAAAGCUUCCUUUCUCAGUAACUAGUGUAGAUGGAGACUGCUAUUUAUUGUACUAUGCUUCCAUAGAUCUUGCGGGAAAUUCAUCGCUAAACAAGUGCAGAGAACAAAAACUGAAACGGGUCCUUAGCAAUGAUGAUUCACAAAGUGUCAAGAGCCGCCUACGCAUUCCCAUGAAGGGCCGCAUCCAACUGGUGCUCAGCAAUCCAGAAAAAACACCUCUGCACACUUUCCUUUGCAACUAUGAUUUAAGUGACAUGCCGGCUGGUACCAAGACAUUCUUGCGCCAGAAGGUCUCCCUAGCUUCGUCUAGCCCCACUUCUACACAGUUGAAACCAGGGAAGAUAAAUAUGGAUCCAAACCUUAUUAACAAGGAAGUAACGAAUGCAGAUGGAAUUGACAAUUUGGAUAGCAUAAAAUCUGUAGAUCUGAAAACUCAAUUAAGUGAAGCCUCUAAGUUAGUGGAUUUGAUAGGUAAAGGCAAUCUGUCCAAAUCCGAGAAUACGCGAAGGGAAAGUGUUCCUUCAUUCAAGCAGGAGAUGCAUGGCGACAUUGUCGGGGAUGGAAAAGAAAAAAACUGGGUGGAUACAUGCCAAGAAGUUGACAAGAAACCAGUACUUGGGUGUUCAAAGGUCAAUGAAACUAAUAGCGGUGCUGGUGCUCUUCGUUAUGCUCUUCAUCUCAGAUUCAUAUGUCCAUUUCCAAAAUGUACAAGGUCAAUGCAGAGAUGUAAAUCUGAUCCUCUAUCUAUACCAGAAAAAACUGGCUUAGACAUGGAUGGUGAGCGGAGAUUCUAUCUGUACAAUGAUUUGAAGGUCGUUUUUCCUCAACGGCACUCGGAUGCUGAUGAGGGCAAGUUGAACGUGGAGUAUCAUUUCCCGGAAGAUCCGAGAUAUUUCGACAUCAACUAAAUUGUCUAAUUUUUACCUUAAAAAAAAAAAAAAGGGAAAACAAAAAAGGAGAGAGAAGAAAAAGAAAGCCUUGUUUUUCUAGUUUACUGUACAUAUUUACAUGUUUUAUCAUGGAAAAAUAAAAAAUGGCACUAACCCAUAAUCCAAUUGAGUUUUGAAAGUAUAA
Molecule: messenger RNA, 4213 nt
Organism: Ziziphus jujuba (common jujube)
Lineage: Eukaryota; Viridiplantae; Streptophyta; Magnoliopsida; Rosales; Rhamnaceae
Exons: 5
Coding region: 1780-4047 (755 amino acids)
Source: RefSeq, a predicted model, not a curated record